Messenger RNA from Carassius auratus (goldfish), 1376 nucleotides. RefSeq names its product transcription factor Sox-8-like. The record is from RefSeq and is a predicted model, not a curated record. The transcript is spliced from 3 exons. Gene Ontology annotation, biological process: morphogenesis of an epithelium; negative regulation of transcription by RNA polymerase II; neural crest cell development. NCBI's taxonomy places the organism in Eukaryota, Metazoa, Chordata, Actinopteri, Cypriniformes, Cyprinidae. Gene Ontology annotation, molecular function: RNA polymerase II cis-regulatory region sequence-specific DNA binding; DNA-binding transcription factor activity, RNA polymerase II-specific. Gene Ontology annotation, cellular component: nucleus. Bases 37 to 1224 code for a protein of 395 amino acids.
UUUGUUUAUCUUUGUUUCUUCAGCGUGGAUUUUAAGAUGUCAAAAGAGCCUGAUAAAACUCCGUCUCCAUCUUUUAUCGGCGAUGUGGACUCUGCUCCGUGCUCUCCGUCAGUGUCCGAGCGAGGCUCGCAGUCCCGGACCGGCGCCGGUGACCCGGCGGACAGCGAGGAGGACGCUCGGUUUCCCCCGUGCAUCCGAGACGCGGUGUCGCAGGUCCUCAAGGGCUACGACUGGUCGCUGGUGCCCAUGCCCACGCAGGGUGGCAGGUCUUUGAAAGACAAGCCUCACGUGAAGAGACCCAUGAACGCGUUUAUGGUGUGGGCGCAGGCGGCGCGCCGGAAGCUCGCGGAUCAAUACCCGCACCUCCACAACGCCGAGCUCAGCAAGACCCUCGGCAAGUUAUGGAGGCUGCUGUCUGAGAGCGAGAAACGGCCGUUCGUGGAAGAGGCAGAGAGACUGCGGCUCCAGCACAAGAAAGACUAUCCGGAUUAUAAGUACCAGCCGCGGAGAAGGAAGAGCCUGAAGCCGGGUCAGAGUGAGCUGGACGCGGGAGCGAAGAAGACCCAUCAUCCCUCGGAUCAAAUGUUCAAGACGGAAGCAGCUAUGAGAGCGAUGCACCUUCAUCCGGCCCACGGUGGUCAAGCACACGGUCCUCCGACGCCUCCAACCACACCGAAGUCCGAUCAGCAUCAAAGCGUGAAGCAGGAGUCCCGGCGCGUGUCGGAGAACACAAGACACAACAUCGACUUCGGGAUCGUGGACCUCUCGGAGCUCAGCAGUGAUGUCAUCGGCGGCAUGGGUCCGUUCGACGUGCGUGAGUUCGACCAGUACCUGCCUGUAAACGCUCACAUGGAGAACCCCAGCGGUCCCGGCGGUCUCAGCACAUCCUACCACCAUCAUCCUCACAGCAGCGCUUCGGCGUGGAACAAGGGGUCACCAAACCAACAAAGAGCGCUCAUUAAAACAGAACAACUGAGUCCAGCUCAUUACGGAGAGUCUCACGGGUCCCCGACCCAAUCUGAACUCUCCGACUGUCCCGACCUGCAGAACUCCACGUACUUCACCACAUAUUCCGGGUAUCCCGCUGGCAUUUACCAGUAUCCGUACUUCCAUUCCUCCAGAAGAUCGUACGUGACUCCUGUUCUCAACAGCUUGUCGAGUCCGUCUCACAGUCCCGGUGCAAACUGGGAGCAGCCGGUUUACACGACGUUAACACGACCCUGAUGCAAGGUUUUAGAUCAGCGAUGACUGAUGCAUUUUUCAAUAUUGAAUGUUUUGGCUUGGUUGAAAGUGUUUGUAUUUUUGAGUGAGAUGUAACAGACUAUACAAGGAUUUGUCUUGAUGAUAUGUAAUUAAAAUGUCGAGUGAAUGUGCGG